AUGCCCACAACCGCCGAGCAGGCCCUGGACGUCAGUGAAGUGCAGGGGCGAAAGAGAAAGGCAAAGAAGAAACACACAGUGAAGAAGAGUAAGAAAAAUAAGCCUUCCGACACUGAGGAUGAAUCACGUACUUCCUCAUCAGACUCUGACAGCGAUGCCUCCUUGGAUGGGUACUGGGGCCUGGGUGAGGAUAUUUCCGGGGUUCCGCUAUGGGUACAUGAGAGGAGGGCUAACUCCCAUCGUAAAACAUUUAAUGGGUCCUUGGAAUGGAAGGGAGGUGCUUUGGUGGAGGACGUUAAAACCUCCACUAAUCUUUCCACCGAUUUCAUUUUGGGAAUCACCUGUCCAAAAGAAAAAGGGCCAAGAUUCUUAAUGGGGAUUAUUUGGAUAUUUUUUUUUUUUUAAUAAUGAUAUUUAUUAAAGUUUAACAAUUACAAGAAAGAAAUAAAAAGAACAACAAUUAAAGAAAUUACAAUACUUCAAAUAUAAAGGAAAAAAUAGAGGGAAAAAACAAAAACAAGAUACAAUAAAAAAACAGUACAGCAGCUCAAUGAAAAAAGCAAAAGCAAAAAACAUUUAAAGACAAAAACAUUUUAAAAAGAAACGAGGGGGAAAAAACAGAUCCGAUAUUUUCAUAUCUUUAUCUUUCAUUUACUUAUUUCCUCGACUUCCUCACCCCUCCCUUUUUUGUAUUCUAAUUCAAUUAACUGUUUCAGCAAAUCCUUUCCCUCUUUCUCAAAUUUUGUUCUAUAAUUCAUCUUGACACAAUUUACCCUUAAAUUUUUCACUUAAAAAACCCUAAAAAUUUAGGACUUAUUUAAACUUAUCUCCUUAUAACAUUUCUACUAAAGCCGAAUAAUUUCAUUCCAACAUUUUCCUAAAGCUCAUUAACUUUACAAUGUUUCUUUAAAUAAAUUUUUAUAACUUUCUUCCAAUCUUCAUCCACCGUCUCUUCUUCCCGGUCUCGGGUUCUGUCAGUCCUUUCUGUCCAUUCCCUCUAGUCCAUCAACCUGGCGAUCUUAUAUCCGAGGCUCUUAAAUCUUCUCCAUGUCCCUUCUGCGGAUCUUCUUCAAAUUUGUACUUGCCCUUUACUUUGUCAUCUGUUGAUCUUAUUUUCCAUUUCUUUCCUUUAACACUGAGGAGUAGAUCUCUAAGAGGUUCCAACUUAACAAUAUCUUUAACCCUUCUCGACAGAUCCACCCAUUCUCCAUAAUCAGCAUUAAAAUCCAAAGGAAGUUUCACAGCGUGCUUCAAUGUCCCUCCAAGGUUAAAGGUCCCCACAGCUCCAGUUUCUCCCUGGCCCAGGACCAAAUCCCAUAGGUCUGGACAUCCCUGCGUUGGAAGCCCACUUCCCAUCUCCAGUCCAGCUGGGACUCCAUCUCUCCAAAUAUCACUCACUCUAGGCUCAGGCAUCAGAAACAACAGCUUAUUAUCCUGCAAGGCCACAGCUCUCUCAACAUAUAUUACUUGAGGUUCGACAACAACCUCCUUCUUUGUCUUCUCCUUAACUUGCCCUGUCAGUGCAAAUUCCUGGGUCGAUUCCUGAAGGAUUUCCGUAUAAGUAUUCACUGUUUGUCCAAAGUUGUCAGUUGCAAUAAACAUCAAAUCCAUCUUUGCAUGUAGCUGCUCCAGCAAAGCACUUGUCCUGCACAAGGCAGACACUAAAGCUUCCUGUGUCGACAUUCUUGUCCAAGGUCAAAAAAAAUAAAUAUUUCUCACGAUCCUUAAUCUCUAAUGCUGGCUAGUUUCCCAGGUCCACUCCAGCAGCAAUUUCAAAGGCUCCCUCUAGGGGAUACAAUUUCCAAUUGUAUCCGUCCUUUUAGAAGCAAAUCCGGCAACAAAAUUACCUUCUUUUUUCAACUGUUUUGUUCUUUUUAACUGCAAAAAGAAACAUUGGAGUCAAAAUGUUUCUCUUUCUUAACUAUCUGUCAGCACACCUUUUGUUUUCGGUCAAUGAACCUUCCCAGUACGUCUGUCUUUUGGCAGCCCGUUUCCGGGUUCAAGACAGUAGAAAAUUAUCUUUUUUUACACUCUCUCCUGCAGGCUUAAACAGUUCAAAAUUUCCCCCCUCUUCUCCUGCUUCCAGGGGGGAUUUAGUAGUUUGGACCGAUGGAAAUUUAGUCCUUUACAAAUAACUUUCUAGACUUUAGCUUGCGAUGUCUUUGCUUCAAACUAUUUACAAAAGCGGAAAGGCGGACUUCCUGUUUAGACCUUCCCGCUUCGGUGCCAAAUUAUAGAGUUUUAUAAUCCAAUUUUCCAUUCUACUCACGAGUAGUUGUUUAAAAUCCAAUUUUUCACAGGAAAAAGUCAGCGCUCUCUGGCAACGGCUGUGCGGCUUCACUCCGUAAAAAUAGCGGUCGAUUCAAAACACCGCGCCACUCACCCCCUUCGCUUCGGGACCCCGGAAAAGGGUUUCCCCGCGAGUAGGGGAGGCGCUCUUGGUGUCAGCCGAAUCCCACAUUCCCAGGCUUCCUCCGCCUGGGAUUUUUAAAGGGUCUCCGCCUUCGCCGCGGCGGCAAGACCCGAUUUUCGUGGAGCGGGUUCCUCUCGGUCAGAGGAACUCCGCCAUUGCCGAUGGCGCUAACCCGGAAGUCCUCGGGGAUUAUGUGGAUAUUUCCACCCUGCUUCCACCAGCUAAGGUGUCAGGGAAGGGGGAAAAGAAGCGUACUUACAGGAGGUGAAGGUAUAGGACACCACAGGCAGAACGCAAUUUUGAGAACUGGCUGGAUGGGUUUCAGGUUUACAUGGCCGUAAUUUACGCGUGUUACCCUAAACGCAGCAUGCAUCUAGUAGCUUACAUAGCCCACGUAAGAAGGGCCUUUGCUGUGGCUGGGGAGGCAGCCGCAUUAACAUAUGAUGAAGAUUUCCGCAGAAAUGCUUCUUUACUGCUCACUACCCGCUGGGACCUGAGAGACCAGAACUAUUGAAUGGAGCAUGUGGGCCCAUACAUGGAAAAGAAACCACUGGACCCAUAUAAGUCUGGGAAGGUCGAGACAAAAAGGCGUAGGUAAUGCUGGGAGUAUAACAGAGGGAAGUGUAUGUGACCAAACUGUAAGUACCUGCACAAAUGUGAGAAGUGCCUAGGCAAUCAUCUGGCCACAUCUUGCUUCAAAGGUAAGCAGCCCUUUUGGGGUGGCAGGGAGCACUUCCACCAGGAUAAUCGUGGUGCCCCCGGACCCUCCCAGGGUGCAGCCGGAAACCGGUCUUAAUACUACCCUCGGUCUGGCCUUCUCACCAAUUAAACUACAACCAUUAAAAGUCCUCCUUGAUUUAUACCCAAACAGACAAGCCGCUAGGUACCUUUGGCAGGGGUUUUCCCUCGGCUUCAUGUAGGGAUAUCGCAGAGUGGGGAGUAGGGUCCGGAGGGAGCACACUUCCCCACCAGCAGGCAGGGCACGGUUUGCCUGCACAUGUGACCCUGGGGUGCAGGGCACAACCCCCCCCCCCAGACAAGCCACAGCUGUCUGAACAUUGUUCCCUCUGUCUGACCUUUUGCGGUCUCAGCAGUCUGCGGUGUCCUGUCUGUAACCUUUGUCCCUGAGACCUUUUGUCUCCUUCGUCAUACACUGUGCAAGGGGGAAAUGUCGCUGUGGAAACAGGUGCCAAAAUAACUUUGUACCACCCCACAAUCUCGGGACCGAAGAUGUGUAAAGGUCACAGCCCAAAAUGUAUUUGCCUGGCUUGCAUAUUUGUCUCAAUAAAAGGAGGCUCCACAGGGCUAGUGAGCAGCUUGCAUGCAGCUCACCUGUGCACAGCUCACCUGAUGAUCAACCCUCAGUCUUGUGCCUUCACUUCAGCUGGCGCCCAACUCUCUGGGGCUAGUUUACUCACUUCGCUUGGCAAAGAAGCUAGAGACGCAUCCUUGAAUCCUCUAUAAGGAUCCCGGUGAGUAUACGAGGGAAGGAAGAUGGAGAGUUCCCUUUCUGCCCAACAACUGCAACAUCGUAAAGAUCUUCAGUAUUUGCUUUUAAAAGCGCGGCAUCCUUGUUCCUGCAAGGCACUUAAUGCUCUCUUGCAGGAAAUUGAUGCACAGUGUCCCUGGUAUCCAGAGAGCGGGUCGCUCUGGCUCAGGGACUGGGAACAAAUAGGGCAGACCCUGCAUUCAGAGCCGCGAGCUCCAGUGCAGGUGCUUCAGACAUGGCACUUCUGCAGAGAUGCGGUUCAGCGGUUCAGCCCUGCAGAAGUUCAGCCUGUACUUUCUCUUAUCAACCCUCCAUCUGUUUCUUCCGCCCUGACGAGGGUGGUGGUAGCAGCUCCGCUGAGCCUGGCUUCUAAGCAGCCAGCACCUGAGACACCAACAGCUGAGGCUUCUCAGGGUUUUCAGCAACCUCCUCUUUUAUCUCAGCCCCAACCUUCUCAUGUUACUUCAUUUCGGCCCUCAAGUCUGCCUGGCUUGGCAGAUCCAGCUAUGCCUCUUGAGUUGGUAAAGGCUCAGAAGGCAAAUCUCUCCGCUGUAGAGCAAAUGGUUAGGGAGGCAAAAGCAUCUUCUCACCUAACUGUGGAAGAGCUUGCUGACCUAAACAUGCUCAGUCCGGCCGCAUGGGCACCGGAUGGUCAGGGCCAACAGGUUAGCUGUUGGGACCCUCUGCCUUGUUCUGUAAUCAGAAAGGUGGAAAAAGCCGAUAAUGAAUUGGAUUUGACCAGUACCUAUCCACGUGGACUGGAGGAGGAUGAGUCCUCAAACUUGGUAUUGAUUCCUGAUGAUUGGAAAUCUGUAAUGAAAAUGCUCUUGAAUCCUGGCCAGUUUGUCAUUUGGCCUACCGAAUUUUGCCAAGCUGCAGAGCAUCAAGCCCGUGUGCAGGCUGCCCGAGGCCUUCUCUUUGAUCAUCUGGCAGGAGAAGGACAGUCUAGUACUGUGGACAGGCAAAGUCAGCUGCCUCAAAAGUGUUUCCCCUUGAUUGCUGCAUGCUUUUUGCAGGCAUUUAAAAAAGUCGCUGUGAACCUGCAAACUCAAUUGCUACAGAAACAGUUUCCUGUGAUUUCUGCAUGCACCCUACAUGCCCUUCAAGCUCAUAAAGCUAGUGCGCUUGCAGGUGCUUUGUGUUACUCAGGGAAGAGCCAGUAAUCGGGUCACCCUCUGACCCAGGACCAAAAAAGGGGGAAUGUUUUCCUGCUCAGAUAGCCCCACAGCCAGUAACAUCUUUGAAAAACACCUGCCACCAAGGCUGUAUUUAAUUAUGCAGGAAGACACCAUUUUCCAUCUGCCCGGGGAGGUUCAUCUCAUUCCCAUUCAGGUCGGGGGGUCUCUUUUCCCUGGAGCUGUGGGUUUGAUCCUCCACUAGUCCCACACAGUCUCUGCAAAAGGGACAACUGAUUCUGUCUCAGCAGUCUGCGGUGUCCUGUCUGUAACCUUUGUCCCUGAGAUCUUUUGUCUCCUUCGUCAUACACUGUGCAAGGGGAAAAUGACGCUGUGGAAACAGGUGCCAAAAUAACUUUGUACCACCCCACGAUCUGGGGACGGAAGAUGUGUAAAGGUCACAGCCCAAAAUGUAUCUGCCUAGCUUGCAUACUUGUCUCAAUAAAAGGAGGCUCCACAGGACUGGCAGGAGCUCGCUUCAGCCCACCUGUGCGCAGCUCACAUCAUGAUCAACUCCUGUCUUGGGCCUUCACUUCACAGCACCCAUCCCCCAAGUCAUCUACUGACAGGGCACGGGGGAGGGGGGUGCUGGUGUACCAACUUCCUGGAACUGUAGAGUGAUGUAUUUAAAUUUAUUCCACCUCAACCUGUUUCCCUCACUUCAAUGAGCAGAAAUUGCUGCUUCGAUUUUGGUUUUCCACUUCUUUCCAGCCGCACCCUUCAAGUUGGUGCUGGACUCACAAUGUGCCUAUCAAUUGAUUCAUCAAUUGCUAAUAGAUCGAAUCAUGCAUCUAAUGGAUGAAAAUUUAUUGAGUCCUUUUCUCUCUUUGCUGUGUCUAAUCAGCCAGCAUGCUGUAAGUUUUUUGUGGUAAACCACAUCCAUGCGCGUAACCUGCAUGGGCCUCACUUUCUGCAGGAAAUAAGAGGGUGGAUGCACCUCUGUGUAACUUGGCAACCAAUGCUUUGUUCACAGACCUGGUAGAAAGUGAUGGUGUUUUUUCAUCUAUCAGGGAAAAAAAUUAGCUGAAUAAUUUUGGUUACCUUUACUGCCAGCCCAAAGCCCGGCUAGCUCAGCCAGUAGAGCAUCAGUAGAGCAUUGGUGAGGGGGGAGACUCCAUCAGGCAAGGCCUCCUUCCACCUGCCUUGCCCCACCCCCUGGUCCUGGGAUUCUUCAUAAGGAAGCUGUGCCUGGAGGAAGAACUGUGAGGGGGGAGACUCCAUCAGGCAAGGCCUCUUUCCACCUGCCUUGCCCCACCCUCCAGUCUCUGCUUCUUAUUUUGUAUUGUAUUAUGUUGUGCACUGUGGUUUGCUGUUGUUUUAUUGAUUGGAGUUUAGAAAUUACUUAUUGUAAUUGUUGAGUGGAUUUCUGUUUAAUUUUGAAAUGCUGAUAUUUAAUAUUAUUUUAUAUUAUUUUACUGAAUGUUGAAUGUUAUUUUAUUUGCAUAUUGUAUAUUGUAUUAUGCAUAUUGUCUUAUUUGUAUGAUGUUAGCCGCUCUGAGCCUGGCUUUGGCUGGGGAGAGCAGGAUACAAAUAAAAUUUAUUUUUAUUAUUAUUAUUAUGAGACUCUUAAUCUCAAGGCUUGCUCACAUUGCUUCAUAAUCUCAAGCAUUUCCACAUGCUGUGACUCCUAGCGACACAGAAGCACUGCAGUUGUGGCCAAGGGACUGUGCAUUUUAAACCAUAUUCCACGGUCCAUGUCUCACUUGAAACCUUUUCAGGGUUCAUAACAACUCAAAAGUUAUACAGCACAUGAUUGCCUGUAUUGCUGUUAUGAGUCAGGCCCAAACGCCUAACAUUCCCGUUUCUUGUUUCUGUUUAUUGCUCCCAUCUUUUCCAGCAAUCUUGCCUCCAGUGAGAUACUUCUCUGACCCACAGUAGUCCCUGUAAUUCCACAGGUUAAACAAGUGUGGAAUGGGCCAAUUGCUCCCCGAAGACACUUUUGGAAAACAUUAGGAAAUGGGGAGAAGAGUAGGCCCUAGGCAACAUCCAGUGUAAAUUAAACACUUUGCGGUUUUCAUUUAACCAUCUUGCUUUUGAUUCAGACAGGUUUGCACCAGCAGACAAAUGUUUUCGCAAGUCCAAGGGCUUCGAGCUAACAACCUUUUUUAUCAACAGCUACCGGAUCUGCAGCGGACCUGAAGUGGCAUGGCCUUGUGGCCCCGGACCACCUGGGGGCGGGGCUAUGCUUUAUUUCUACCCCUACAGGUCUGCUGUGAGUUCUAGUUCAGUGUGUGCGAUUCGCUCUCCAGCAUGGUCUGGCAGCAUGGCCUGA
Messenger RNA from Podarcis lilfordi (Lilford's wall lizard), 7349 nucleotides. The record is from the annotation of a GenBank genome assembly. NCBI's taxonomy places the organism in Eukaryota, Metazoa, Chordata, Lepidosauria, Squamata, Lacertidae.